Oncorhynchus kisutch (coho salmon) is the source of this 5253-nucleotide messenger RNA. RefSeq names its product follistatin-related protein 5. The transcript is spliced from 17 exons. The record is from RefSeq and is a predicted model, not a curated record. Bases 330 to 2942 code for a protein of 870 amino acids. Gene Ontology annotation, cellular component: extracellular region. Gene Ontology annotation, biological process: multicellular organism development; cell differentiation; regulation of BMP signaling pathway. Lineage: Eukaryota; Metazoa; Chordata; Actinopteri; Salmoniformes; Salmonidae. Gene Ontology annotation, molecular function: protein binding; calcium ion binding.
GGAUCGGGACGCAGCCAGUAGGUGAGGUUGGAGCUGGUGGCUGGUGCCUCAGUGGCACAGGAGACAAGAGAGUGAGGUUAGACCGCUGCUUCUAACGGAGCUGUCCACUCCUCCGGUGGUGCUGUGCUGAAAAUCAGGGAUUCGGUCUUUAUACAAAAUGGUUGAUGGUAUUCGAAAAGGAUUUACAGACUACCCGUUUAUAAACUUAUUCUAAGGUAUAUUGUGUGGAUUUCUAGUUACAAACGGUGGAUUUCAUCUGACCCAUUUGAUAUAUAGUUGUUGUGAACUACAGUUUUUUUUUGCUAAUCUCGUGCGGAUUAUCCUUCUGGAUGGUUUGCGUCUGGACAUACAGGAUCAGACCAAUGAAGACACCCAGAUGCUGCUCGCUGGCAUUCUUGUUGGGAAUGGUCUCCCUCGGAGUGGGAGUGGGAGUCGUCGAGGGGAGGCCCGGCAAGGAGGAGGGAUUCGUGCCUCCACCCUAUCCACCUGUCGUGAGGUUCCGACACAAGCAGGAUGGGAUCCCAGGGAGUUUGCGGAUAAAGGGGUUUUUGGGCCAUAACAAUGGCUUCCAGAGUCCUUGUGAGCACAAGUACUGUGGCCUGGGGCGUCACUGUGUGGUCAACCAUGAGAGCAGUCAAGGGGAGUGCAUCUGUCUGGACCGCUGUAAACCACACUACAAGGAAGUGUGUGGCUCGGACGGCAAGCUGUACCAGAACCACUGUGAGCUCCACCGGGCCUCCUGUCUGGGUGCACAGAGGAUAACCAUCAUGCACAGCGAGGAAUGCUUCUACAAAGAUGACAACUGCAGACUGAGUGACUACAAGAGGCUGAAGACCAAGAUUCUGGACAUGUAUGACCAGAGAUACAUGGCAACCGGCAACCAGGGAAGCCAUAAAAAUAACAUGGCCACCAGGAAGAAACUGGUCGAUGUUGUGUUUAAGCGCUUCGACGCCGAUGGUAGCAGGAGAGUAGACAGUAGUGAACUAUCACAGGUCAUCAAGCAGGAAGGUCUGUUCAAGGAGGUCUCUGAGUGCACCCUGUUUGACCUUCUCAAAUACAACGACAUCAACGACGACGAGCACCUAGCAAAGGACGAGUUCUAUACAGCUUUUGAAGUGUUCCAGCUCACCCUGCCAGAUGACCAGAAAUUGAGCAUCACCACGGUAACCGUUGGCCAGAGUGCCGUCUUGACUUGCGCAAUCAAGGGGGAGCAGAGACCUCCCAUCAUCUGGAAACGCAACAAUCAGGUCCUCAACUCUCUGGAUCUGGAGGACAUCAAUAUUCCGACACAGGAUUUCGGAGAUGAUGGCUCAUUGUAUGUCACCAAGGUGACCACCACCCAUAUGGGGAACUACAGCUGCCAUGCCGACGGGUACGAGCAGCUCUCGCAGACGCACAUGCUUCAGGUGAACGUUCCUCCCGUCAUCCGAGUCUACCCAGAGAGCCAGGCCCGGGAGCCAGGGGUGACGGCCAGUCUCCGGUGCCAUGCUGAGGGUAUCCCUAACCCACAACUGGCAUGGCUGAAGAAUGGCAUGGACAUCGCUACCAAGCUGUCUAAGCAGCUCACCCUGCAAGCUAACGGAAGCGAGGUGCACAUCAGCAACGUCCACUUCGAGGACACGGGGGCAUACAGCUGCAUUGCCAAAAACGACGCCGGGGUGGACGAGGACAUCUCCUCUCUGUUUGUGGAGGACUCAGCGCGCAAGACCCUGGCAAACAUUCUGUGGAGAGAGGAAGGUCUUGGAAUUGCCAAUAUGUUCUAUGUGUUUUACGAGGAUGGUAUCAAAGUCAUCCAGCCAGUGGCAUGUGAGAUCCAGAGACACAUAAAGCCCAGCGAGAAGCUACUGGGACUUCAGGCUGAGGUUUGCCCCAAGUCAGCGGGGGAGGCCGAGCAGAAGUGUGUGUGGUCAUCGGCAGUCAACGUGAAGGACAAAUUUAUUUAUGUUACACAGCCAACCUUGGCCAGGGUGCUUGUCGUCGACAUUACAGCUCAGAAGGCUGUCCAGACGGUGAGCACCGACCCUUACCCAGUGAAGCUGCACUAUGACAAAUCCCAUGACCAGGUGUGGGUCCUCAGCUGGGGAGACAUGGAGAGGAACUUCCCCACUCUGCAGGUGAUCAAUCAGGCCAGCGGGAGUGUGUCCCACCAUACCGUCCACACCCAGCCAGUCGACAGACACUUUGAUAGGGUGGAUGAUUUCUUCAUUCCUGCCGCUAGCCUCAUCAUUAAUCACAUCAGAUUUGGAAUCGUCCUCCACAGAAAUGAACCGGCACUCCACAAGAUCAACCUGGAGACCACGUCGUCAGUGAAGAAUAUCAGCCUGCGCGAGUACAACUGCAUCCCCAAGUCUCUGGCUUACUCCCACCUUGGCGGCUACUACUUUGUCAACUGCAGGCCUGAUUCCACAGGCGCCACCCAACCCCAGCUCAUCGUGGACAGUGUGACAGACUCUGUGAUUGGACCCAACGGGGACGUCACCGGCACCCCGUAUGUGUCCCCGGACAGUCACUACCUGGUCACUGUGGACGACCACGAUGGCCUGAUGAGGAUCCAGCAGAUCACGGUGCGCGGGGAGAUUGGCAAACCCUUCGACAUCCACACCAACCUCCACCUGUCUGACGUGGCCUUCCAGCCGUCGUUCACCGAGGUUCACCAGUACAACAUCUUUGGUACUUCGGGACGCCAAAUGGACUCUCUGUACGUCGAGCUGAGCACAGGCAAUGUGAAGAUGAUCAAGAGCCUGAAGGAGGCCACCAAGACUUCCGAUUGGCCGUGGAGCAGUAAGAACCGCGUGAUGACUGGCAGUGGGCUUUUCGGACAGUACCUCAUGACCCCGUCCAGAGAGUCUAUCUUCAUCCUGGAUGGUCGUCUCAACAAGCUCAACUGCGAGAUCACUGAUGUCAUCAAAGGCAAUGUAGUGGCGUGGGUUGGCGAGUCGUAGGCCGGUCUGUGUUCAGACGCAUCCUAUGUUAUUAUUAAGGUAAAGUUGCACUGAAUUUUGUUGCAGAUAUAUAAUUUAUUGGGUGUGACGAAAAAAGUAAGACAUUUUCAAAGCCAGAAUUGACUGUUCAAAACCGUUUGGAUGCUGGGACCUUCAUUCCAAAAAAUAGGGAGCGAUUUGUUGGUGUUGUUUGCUAGCCGAGUUGAAAUCUUGGCUUUCAACUGGGUGGUUCCACAUGUAGUCAACAUCAAGUUGCUCUCCAAGAUCCUCUAGAGGAUCUCUGUUAAAAUUAGACAAAUUAUCUGCAUAUUAGACUUUUUUUGAUUGCAAGUCUCACAUACUUCAAUUGGCUAGAUGUUUUUCAAUAAUCAUUGGCGUUUCUCUAAAACGAGACAGAAAAUAUUUCUAGAUUGUCCUCCUUUGUUUCAUUUACCCCCUUUCCCUCUUUUUUUCCUGUGCCUUGAAGGAAAACACUCCAAAAGAGGAAUUAACCUAAUUGUUCCCGUUGCGGCUGCAGAUUACAUCUUUUUGUCUUUGACCCUUCUUCAUGGUGAGAGAUGCUCCAAAAAUCCAUGUUUUUCAAAUUCAAACAUCUCGGACUGACGUGGAGCCCAUUCUGGGCUAAUUAAAACAAGCUCUUGCUGAGAUCCAGUCUCAUUUGAAGUGGAGACAGAGAGAUUGAGUUGUCCAUUAUGAUGUAGUGCUGCUUGGUCACCGUUGAUCUCGAAGAGUCAUCAACAGAGCAAAUGGUCUAUUUUGUCCAACAACCCAAGUCUCAACGACAAUGUUAAUAAAUUGAUCCAUCUUAAUAUUUGUGGGAUAAAUUAAUUAAAGUUUCCCACUGUGUCACAAUGUCAGUGUGUGUAUGUCAAUUUGAAGAAUACCCCUGGCCCAAAAGGUGUCAUACUAUAUAUGAUAUAUAUACUUGCAUAUUGUCAGUCAAUUUUGGCAAUAUGUAACAAUUAUUUAAUAAUGAAAGAAAGAUACAUUUGUUUAGUUGGAAGUGGGCUUUUGUGGUUGUAGAGCAUAGAGGGCCUUGAGCUGUAUGAGUCUAAUGAGUAUACAAUAUAUAGAGAGAGAGACAGUAAAGAGAGAAUAGAGACAGUAGAGAGAGACCUGGGUUUAUAAGCUUAAAAUGCGAGUCACAUUUCUUUUAAAAUCUUACAAGGCAGAGCACAGUUGGAUGAAUCAGUUGUACCUAUGAAACCUGACAAGUACAUGGCCCGUUGUGCUUAGGACACAAAAUUGUUUCCUCGAAGUACACCUUCUAUGCAUUUUCACCAUAGCACUCUAACACAAACACAAUGAAGAAUAUGUUAAUCCAGUAUUUUUUGAUUCAAAUGUUCGACACUUGGUUGUCUUAUGGACAUUCCUGUUUUAUGUUCCAAUUAAUGAGACAUUUAAUACAUUUUGAUGUUUUGUUUUAUUUGGUCAAUUCAAUUUCAGUUCAUUUAAAUAUUUUUUUCUUAUCACAUUUUGUUUGGUGUUGUCCCUUGAUACCCAUAGGACUGUACUGAUUGCCUCUGACUUUUCUUAUUGUGUUCUUUAUAUAGAAGCAGAGUUGAAUGAGUUCCUUAACAUGGUAUGUUUCACAACUUUGAGGGCUUUGUUCAUUAUUUCGAGUGUAUACGCACCCUCCUUUUUAAAAAUGAAAAGAGUACCAUGGUCAUCUCGCUAUAGAUGAGGUAAAGGAGACAAUGGAACGCAGACUGUUCCAUUGACCAGAUUGGCGCACAUUCAAUAGAUCUGAUUGAACAAAGUGGAUAUUUGUCAGAACCGUCAUGACUUGUGUAUUGUAAACAGGCCCACAAUGUGCUUACUUAUGUCUGAUUUUCAGGUUUAGAAGAAGAGACUUCUAAAUAAUAACUCCCGUUCAUUGAUGGUAGUCAACGUUGUUUUUUAGCUGUAAUGCAGUUGAUUGGUGACGAUGACAUUAACAUGUGUAGGGGUUGACAUCCAUACAAUCAUUAUAAUCCGAUUUUUACUUCAACAUAGUGUGAAAUACACAUUUAAACAAUAGCCUAAAUGUAGACUAAUUUUGCUGGGGGGCAAUGAGGCGACUCGGGAUCUUUCCCUCAUUGCCCUUUCCCCCACUCAUUUCCAACGCAAUUCCAUUGUUUUGUUCGAUUUCCCUUGACCCCUUUACCGCAUCUAUCCUUGACCAAGUACAUUUUGAUGUCACCCACUGAAACGUCGUCAUUUCCAUUAUAGCCAUGUACUGUUUGUUGAUUCAUGUGGUCGUUAUUUAUGUAGAGAAUACACGCUUGACAUUUUACCUGAAAAUAAAGUAUAUACCUUUGAAAAUACCAUA